AUGGCUCAAGAAACAGUCUCAUGGCAAAACAACGAAGGCAGAGGUACUUGGGACAUAAUUUCCAGCUGCGUUUUGACGUUGAUUCUGUGUGUCUGGACAGCACUCCAUUUGAAUGUACCAAAACAGAACGCUAGCCUUUGGCAUAGGUUUAGAACGAAAGCCUUGUGGGUUGUUGUUGGCAUCUUUGCGCCAGAAGUGGUUGUUUAUAUAGCAUGGGUCCAAUAUUCGUCGGCAAAAUACUUGCUGAAGGAAAUCCAAGCUCUGGAAGCGGAUGGUACAAAUCUUGCAACCCAGAAAUCUAGACCUCAGGUAGGCCAUGAAGACAUAGAGGCUACUGCACCUCAUGUAUAUGUACCAAGAAAGCAUAAGUGGACAAUGUCCCAUUGCUUUUUCGCUGGUAUGGGCGGGUUUGCAUUUGAUAGUGACCUCGACAACGGUGGACAGGAAUUUAUUCAAGGAUCUCCAAGUCUACGCUUCACCUCUCACGCAAUUCUCGCUCUAGCAAGACUCGACAAGCUUCCAAAUGUUUCUACUGAGGAAAUCAGCGACAAGAGCAAAGCCGAUGGGCUCGCAAAAUGCUUAGUGUGCUUGCAAGCAAGUUGGAUGCUGCUGCAAACCUUGGGACGUCUUAUUGCAGGACUCCCGAUUACUUUGUUGGAAAUAAAUACCGUUGGACAUUGCUUGUGUGUUUUGGCUAUCUAUCUUAUAUGGUGGAAUAAGCCCUUACAUGUUCUCGAGCCAAUCACACUAACGGGAGAGUUCAUGAGAGGAUUCACAAGCUAUGCAUUUAUGCGAAGUGAAAUGCACGAAGAGACUAUGGGGAAUGUUUCCGAUGUCUGGCGCGACAAGAAGGCGAAAUACAGAAACGAAGUUGUUUUUCGUACUGAAACAGAGCGCCUACAAUAUGUGGAAUGGGAAUAUGAUCUAGAGGGUGAACAUCCCGUUCCUUCUGACCCAACUGCCUGGAUGAACUGGCAACAUCAAGAUACUUGGAAAGGGGAAAUACGUAAAAACUAUAAGAUACUACCAAAUAGUUACGCGAAGCACUUCCCGCCCGGCGGUCUCGUUCUCGCGCUGGGAGAAAUGAUCCCCGGAAUCGAUUUCACGCUGAAAGGGUUUGUUGUGGACACUUUCAAAGAUAGGCACGAGAACAGAAAAAAAGAAAACGGAGUCGAGCCAUGGUUGUCCCCUCAUCGAAGAUUCGUCAUCAACUUAUCACGAACUGAUCUGGCGCGUUGGAAGCUGGCAUCGGAUUUCUUGGGUGCCAACGGAGGGGGUGAAAUAUUCGAGGAUACACGAUACAAUAUCCGAAAUUAUAUAACGACAGAGGUGCCUGACUUCGCAUGGACAUAUUCAGAAUACUAUGUAUUACAUUCGAGUGGCGACCAUGAUAUUGUUAUUCGACUGGCUACGGCUUCAGCAGCCUACGGAGGACUUCAUCUUAGCUCUUGGAAAGCGUACUUUCCCACAGUCGUCGAAAGAUGGCUCUGGAUGUCGAGUUGUUUCUUCAUAGCCGCAUUUGGCUGCGUACCUAUUACGCUUGAUCUGGCUGACAAUCUGUUAUCUGCUUUCAAAAAGAGCUUUCCAGGAUUCAGCAAGGAAUUUGGGAAAGUGACAAAAAAGGUUAAUGACUGGGGAGGUGACUAUUUAAUUAUGAUUGGUAUUGUAAUUCCUUGUAUCGCAUAUUGUUUUGCGAGAGGUUUUAUAGUGGUGGAUUCCUUUGUAGCUCUUCGGAAGCUGCCUUUAGCUUAUUAUGAUACCCCGGUUUGGAGCAAUUAUAUACCACAUUUAUAG
Molecule: messenger RNA, 1794 nt
Organism: Glarea lozoyensis ATCC 20868
Lineage: Eukaryota; Fungi; Ascomycota; Leotiomycetes; Helotiales; Helotiaceae
Exons: 3
Coding region: 1-1794 (597 amino acids)
Source: RefSeq, a predicted model, not a curated record